Molecule: messenger RNA, 1198 nt
Organism: Octodon degus (degu)
Lineage: Eukaryota; Metazoa; Chordata; Mammalia; Rodentia; Octodontidae
Product: SLAM family member 8-like
Exons: 5
Coding region: 144-902 (252 amino acids)
Source: RefSeq, a predicted model, not a curated record
AUGUGCAUGAGCAGCCAGGAGGAGAUCUACAAUCCAACCUGACAGAGACUUCCUGGAGCUUUGCCUCUGGAUCCCAGUACACGCUGAUACUGAGAGCCGAGAGAGGGACAGGUGACACUCUCGACUUGACCAAACUCCAAGACAUGUACAAAGCAAGGGUCCAAGUGCCCAAUAUGACAUCCGUGAAGAUUGAGAAUCUGACUCCACAGGACAGUGGGAACUACAAGGUACAUGGCUUGUUGACUGGAGGAAAAGAAUUUACCCAAUAUUUCCACCUCAAGGUCUAUGAGCCUGUGUCUCCUCCAAAGAGCCUGGUCAAGGCACUGUCCAUCACAACAGGCUGGUGCAAUGUUACCCUGGAGUGCAGGGUCACAGGGGCCACAGAGGACCUGAAUGUGACCUGGGAGAACAGGGGUCUCCCCAGAGAGCUGGAGCAGAGAUGGACACUAACACCAGGCCCCAACACCUGGACCCUGGCUGUGAGCCUGCCCCAGAGCCAGGCCGAUGCCAGCCUCAGCUGUGUCAUCAGCAAUCCCAUGGACCAGAACAAUGCUACCUCAGACCUUAGUGACAUCUGCUCACAAGGUAUAUCAAGACAGUAUACAGCUAGCCUCAUAGGAGGCUUACUGGGAGUCAUUGUGACUGUGCUUUUGCUUCUUGGAGCUGGACUAUACCUUUGGAAGAUUCAUAAGAAGAAGAAAAUGGUGAUGAAACAAGGUGCAAGAUUGGAGCGGGACCAAAACAUGUGUGAUCAUGACAUCAUGUAUGCAGAGGUUACAGGUCAGAAAUCUCAGGAGCACAAGGACAAGGGUACUGAUGAACAACAUCUAGAAGAAAAGGGGCCACUCACUACAGUCUACAGUGAGGUUGGUGUCCUAAGCAAGCCCUUGAAGAUGAUUUAAUUGGAUGAAACAGAGGACCAAGCACUCCUGGGACAACUGCACUCUGAGGCUGACACCUGCAGUCACCUACUGGCUUUGGUUCAGCUCUUGGUGCUCUUGGUCUGUAAUAGGCUGACCUGGUGGCCAUUCCUCCCUGAGCACAGGUGGUCUAGCCACAUCUUCCAGGAGCCCCGAUUGUUUCUGCACACUCAGGAUCCUCAUGCCUGCCUGCAGGUGAGGGUUCUUCCGCAGUUAUUGACUUGGCCCUUGAGUAUUCUUCUCUAUUACUUGUCCCACAAGAACCCUGUCUGACCCUG